GAGGCUUUUCCCUCUCAAAGGCAAAAAAUGGCGGUUCCUCUCACUUCCUAGGGUUUUAAACAAUCGCGCGUCUGUGCUUCUAACCUCAUCUUCCUCACCUCUCCUCAAUCGGCAGCAGUAUCGGCAAGUUUGUUUAGGCAGGGGAAGAAUGGCAUCGGUUAACCUAACGAGUGGCGCGAUUGCGAAGAUAUCGCAAGGGUUAGGGGACAAACUGCAGCCUGUUCUUCAAGUAGUGGAGAUCCGGCUGGUGAAUACCCAACAGAGCUCGGCGGAGAGGUACCGGAUGCUUCUUUCUGACGGCGUACACCAUCAGCAGGGGAUGCUUGCGACGCAGAUGAAUGGGAUUGUCAAGUCUGGGCAGCUGCAGAAAGGAUCCAUUGUUCAAUUGAGCGAAUUUAUCUGCAACACCAUCCAAAAUCGGAGGAUCAUCAUUAUAAUCAGCUUGCAAGUUUUAGUUGAGAAGGCCGAUAUGAUUGGGGAUCCAAAAAAUUUUGAUUCUGGCAACCCUAUCCCACAAAACCGUGCUGCUGGUUCUGGACAGCCAUCUAGCAUAAACCAACCUGGUAUAUCCAUAGAAAAUGUUCAACAUCAUGGUAGUUCUCGAGCAAAUGGUCCUGAUGCUGGCCAACAUGCCAUUUCAGAUGCUUCAUUUCCCAGACAAGAGUCAGCUGUAAACAAUCAAUCUUAUGGUGGCUCCUUUGCAGGCGGUUCUAUUCCAAUGAGGAACAUGAAUAACACAAAUUCCUUGCACCCUAAAGCUGAAUCUGCUUCUAUGUGUUUUGCAGAAUCAAACCAAAUUGCUAGUAUGCAGCAAAAAAGGUUCCCAGGUCCAUCAAAUGGCGGAUUUCAACCUCCUGGUAGGGUUACGUAUCAGCAACCUCCUCCUAUGUAUGCUAAUAGAGGUCCUAUUUCUAAGAACGAAGCCCCAGCUAGAAUAAUUCCCAUUGCAGCAUUGAAUCCUUAUCAAGGAAAGUGGACGAUCAAAGCUCGGGUGACAGCUAAGGCAGACAUCAGGCACUACAACAAUGCAAGGGGUGAAGGAAAAGUGUUUUCUUUUGAUCUCCUUGACUCCGACGGUGGAGAAAUUCGUGUAACUUGUUUCAACGCGGUAGCCGACCAGUUCUAUGAUCAGAUAGAGGUAGGACGUAUUUACUUGAUCUCCAAAGGUACCUUGAGACCAAUUCAAAAGAGUUUCAACCAUCUCAAUAAUGAAUAUGAAAUCAUGUUGGAGUCCGCUUCAACAAUCCAGCCUUGCUUAGAUGAGGACAUGUCCAUCCCAAGGCAGCAAUUCAACUUUAGAGCCAUUGGAGAAAUUGAGUCCAUGGAAAAUAAUAGUAUGGUUGAUGUGAUUGGUAUAGUCACUUUUAAUCCUGCUGGUACAAUAAUGAGAAAGAAUGGUACUGAAACUCACAAGAGAACCCUUCAGUUGAAGGACAUAAAGAGUGUUGAAAUAACUCUGUGGGGGAAUUUUUGCAACACAGAAGGGCAGAAGAUUCAAGCUAUGUGCGACUCUGGCGUAUUUCCUGUAUUGGCUAUAAAAGCAGGCCGAGUCAGCGAUUUUAGCGGAAAGUCAAUCGGAACCAUUUCCUCUAGCCAGCUUCUUAUAGAUCCUGAUAUCCCCGAGGCAUUCCAGUUAAAGCAAUGGUAUGAUAAUGAGGGAAAGAAUCAUACCGCUCUUUCUAUAUCCAGGGAAGCUGCAGUAACUGGAAGGAUGGAUGUGCGAAAGACAGUUUCACAGAUUAAGGAUGAAGGUCUUGGAAGAUCUGAGAAGCCUGACUGGAUAACUGUGAAGGCCACAGUAUCAUUCAUCAAGGUUGAUAAUUUCUGCUAUACAGCAUGCCCUUUGGUCGUGAGUGAUAGACAGUAGCAAAAGGUCAAUAACUAUAGUGAUGGGACAUGGCAUUGUGAUCGAUGUGAUCAGAGUUUUCCGGAAUGUGACUAUAGAUACCUACUCCAGUUUCAGAUUCAGGACCACACUGGUAUUACGUGGGUCACUGCUUUCCAAGAAUGCGGUGAACAAAUUCUUGGUAUAUCUGCAAAGGAACUGUACUUUCUUAAGUAUGAACACCAGGAUGAGCUGAAGUUUGCUGAGGUUGUGAGGAGGGUUCUCUUCAGUCAAUAUUUAUUCAAAUUGAAGGUAAAAGAGGAAACAUUCAGUGAUGAACAACGUGUGAAGUCGACCUCCAUUAAAGCAGAUAGAGUGAAUCCUGCAUCAGAAAGCAGGUUUCUUUUGGGUAUAAUUGAGAGACUUUCUGGUGAAGACGCCCCCCCAUCCAUGUAUGGAUCCUAUGCUUGUGGAGCUGGAAUGCCUGCUUCUGAAUAUUCUCAUGCUGAACUUAAUCACGGCAGACUAUCUAUGACUGAUUUUGAUCGUUAUAAAAUGGAGACUUCCAGCCAAUAUAUGAAUCAAUAUGGUGGAAUUUCAGGUAAUACUAUGAGUAGAGAAGUCCCAUCUUUCUGUAAUAACUGUGGUUUAUCCGGCCACAAUUUCCAGAACUGUCCCAGGAGCUUGAACAGGGAAGCACAGUCCGUCGGUGGCGGGGGCUUCCCAAACUGGUCUUCCACCUCUGCAAUGGAUGGUGGAAAUUCUUCAAAUGUGUGUUUUAAAUGCAAACAAACUGGCCACUGGGCUAGAGAUUGUCCUGGACAGGGCACCAUAUCUUCAGGUUUUGGGGGCAGAAACAUAUCUUCUUCAUCUGUUGGAGGGCCUCAUUCACAAGCAAUCUAUGGCAAACAAUACGUUGGAGGCUUCUAACUUGCAAAAUCUCAAUAGAAGGCGGAUUGGUUUCAUUUGGCGAAGCUCUGCUGACCAAUGCUGAAGCUCGGUUCGGCUCAAAUUUCAAAAGUGUCUGUAGCCCUUAUACAUUUUACCAUAUUUGCUGCAUAUUUUUUCUUGAUUUGCUAAGUUGCAGGCUUUUCAUUCUCUACUUUGUAUCAUAUUGCAUGAACUCUACCUCGAGUAUUAUAGUCUUCUCUGAUCCUCCUUCACCUUA
Molecule: messenger RNA, 2993 nt
Organism: Phalaenopsis equestris
Lineage: Eukaryota; Viridiplantae; Streptophyta; Magnoliopsida; Asparagales; Orchidaceae
Product: replication protein A 70 kDa DNA-binding subunit A-like
Biological process (GO): DNA replication; double-strand break repair via homologous recombination; meiotic cell cycle
Cellular component (GO): nucleus; DNA replication factor A complex
Molecular function (GO): single-stranded telomeric DNA binding; damaged DNA binding; zinc ion binding
Source: RefSeq, a predicted model, not a curated record